Molecule: messenger RNA, 2922 nt
Organism: Lasiodiplodia theobromae
Lineage: Eukaryota; Fungi; Ascomycota; Dothideomycetes; Botryosphaeriales; Botryosphaeriaceae
Product: C2H2 domain containing protein
Exons: 5
Coding region: 1-2922 (973 amino acids)
Molecular function (GO): cyanate hydratase activity; DNA binding
Source: RefSeq, a predicted model, not a curated record
AUGGCCUCCAAGCACCCCAUCACCACUCUUGAUGCCUCCCUGAUCCCCCGCCUGCCCGAGUCGUCCCCGACUCUGUUUGAGGCGAAGAAGGCGAAGAACCUCUCGUUCGAGGCCAUUGCGCAGAAGCUCGGCCGCGAGGAGGUCGCCGUCGCCGCGCUGUUCUACGGCCAGUCUGCCGCCAGCGAGGAGGACGUCAAGAACCUGUCCGAGAUCCUCGGCAUCCCCGUUGAGAAGCUCCGGAGCCAGCUCGCCGGCCACCCAGACCGCGGCCGCACCAUGGAGAUGCCUCCCAGGGAGCCUCUGAUCUACCGCUUGUACGAGAUUGUGCAGAACUACGGCUACGCCUACAAGGCCGUCCUCAAUGAGAAGUUCGGCGACGGCAUCAUGAGUGCUAUUUCCUUCUCCACCACGGUGAAGAAGGAGACUGAUGAGAAGGGUGAUUGGGCCGUCAUUACCCUCCGCGGCAAGUGGGACCGCCUGGUGCACCUGCCUCAGCGCCGUCUGAAAUGCCGCACCGCAUCCUCGGCAUCAUUCAUCCUAGCUCUGCUUGCCGGAAUUCCCUUCUCUCCUGACCACGUUUUCUGGGUCGCGGAAACGGCGGGCAUCAUUUCCGGCAAGGGCAUCACUGCACUGCUGUCGCUUUCCGACUCUGCUGUCUUUUGGCAUCAUCCUCACUGCAGCGCGUCUUAUGAGCGCGCCUGGAGCACUCGGAAAUUAGCCGGCAACACUCUCACUUGGUGCCAGACUGUGCGAGAGGCAGGCGCUCAGGUUCCUGCCCGGUUCCUGCCUAAUCCGCGCGCCCUCCACCCACAUCUUUACUUCUUCGCCCGCACUCGUCCAACCUUCCUCCCUCACCGCAACAACUCCGAGGUCCGCAACACCGCUACAGCUGCCUUGCCCGUGGGCAUCCUCCCUUUGCAUCUUCUACGCGACGUUCGACAACCUGCCAGCACCGUCGCCAUGACCGUCAAAUGCCCGAAGCCGGGCUGCGGCGCGACGUUUGGGACAAACAAGGCCCGCAAGAAGCAUUGCGACGAACUGGAAGACCACGACUAUUGCAAGAAAUGCGACCACCUGGCCAAAGAUUGGGAUGAUCUCACCAACCACAAAGCAAACUCGCCCAUCGUCCACCUUUGCUGCAAGUUCUGCGGUCAGGAUUUCAAGACGUCCAGCGGUCGCGACCGGCAUAUCAAGACGAUUCACCCCGUCGACCAGGACAUCCGUUGCAUCGGCUGCAAUGAGCACUUCGUACGCGCCGCUGCUCUCGUCGAGCAUCUUGAAUUCGACCACUGCCGCAAGAUCUCCGCUCAGCAAUUCAAGUCCAAUAUCCAGCACAAACACAUGGUUGCUAAGAUCUUGAGCGACCCGGAUGCCAUGAGCUCGAAGCUGUUCGACUUCAACGUCAAUGACACAAGUUCCCAAGGCGGCGUCGCUUUGAGCGAGUCGUCCAACCUGCUCGACGAGGAAGACAAGAACGCGUCUGAUUCAUCCCAGAAUGGCGGUUCUGUCAUCCAGCCCUUGGAGCCGCGCGUGAAGCCCCGCGAUCCGAACGCCCCUCGUCUGGGCGAGCGCUGGCCCUCUUUGCCUUCGCACACCAGACAGACCUCCAGCUCAACCGAUAUCAGUAGCGGCAUGGCUGGCAUCUCCAUCUCCGGAGAAUCUAGCGGAGGUGCUCGUCUACCAUCUUCCAAAAUGCCCUCCGUCAAGUCUCCCUCAUCGGUGCUCUCGGACUCUACCGUAAAGGCGUCGGAAUCGCAAGCUUGGACUUCUGCUUCUGGCGCCUCAAAGAAGCUCUUUCCCGAGGCGGAGAAAACUCCAGCCUCGCUUCACUGGGAGGCUGCGCUCAGAGCCAGGGAGUUGGAGUACGAGGCGGCGAACUCCACCAACAUGCUCAUGCAGCGCUACUGGGACCCGACCCACAAGGACUACAAUCCCGAGCGCUUCUUCAACCCGGUCAUCGAGAUGUACUCGUGUCCGUUCCCGCAGUGCGAGGAGAACUUCCGUGAGCCAUUCAUGCUGGAGCAUCACAUCAACACGAUCCACGGCAUCUCCCAGCAGCGGUGCCCACAGUGUCUCAAGCUGUUUAAGAGCACCACCGCGCUCGUUGCUCACUGCGAGGCGCCGGCCUCCACCUGUGGCAUCUCUCGUUCGGAUCGUUAUGGCCAGGCCAUUGACCAGUUCUCUGGAGGUUUCUUGGGCGCCAAGGACGCACGCCGCCCCGACUUCACCGAAGCUGAGCGCGAGGACAAAUACACCGACAAAACCAAGACGGAGAAACAUGCGGGCAGUGGAUACAAAAUCGGCAUGAUCAAGUACGAGUCCACCCUCCCGCUCGACUGGCCUACGGAAUCCCUCGCCAGCAACACCCAGAUCGGCCGUUCCUGGGACGAAGGCGGCCGCGGCCCGAACAUUGGCGGCAACAUGAACCCCGCCGUCCCGCUGUCUAAGUCCAAGAAGGUGCACCACUCGACCGCCAACAUCUACCCGCAGCCCUUCCAGGACUUCGUUCCCGAGAUCACUCCGAACAUGUUCGCGCCGCCGCGCGAGCAGCGCGAAAAGGCUCAGAAGUCCCCCACCACCGCCGCCAAGUCCUCGACCCUCCAGUCCUCCUCCGCCGCCUCGAAUGGCGUGGCCAAAGAGAACGGCCCUCCGGCUUCUGCGUCUGCUUCGAAGGCGAAGAAGAAGAGCAAGCGUCCUCAGAACAUUGCCAGCCAGCUCAUCGACCCCGAGGCGUACAAGCAGUACUACGAGCCCGGCUCGUUGCUCAGGUCGCCUGAGGAGCCGCUCGUCCCCAUGCGCCGCGCUGACGCGUACUACUUGUCCAGCGAGCAGAUCGUUAGCGAUGGCGAUGGCGAUGGAGAUGAUGAGGACGAUGGCGUGUCCUUGUCGGCUUCGUCUACCCGCAGGAGCGCCUGGAACUGA